AUGAAAUUUAAAAUAUAUUCUUCUAUUAUUUUUCUUGUUCUAAUUUUACAAAUUGGUAUCAAAGCAGAACAAUUAUCUUUAUCAUUUUUUAAUUUAAUUCCAAAUAUUAUUUCUAAUGGUCGAUUCGUACAAGAAAAUAUUAUUAAUUCUAAGAUUGAAUUUAAUGAAACAUUUCCACGAUUAAAUCAAGAUCUUACACUCAAUGCUAAUGGAUCGAACUGCAGUGAAGACAUUCAAUUAUUAGCUAAAGAUUUAAAUGCUAGAAAAACAUGGGCAUUGAAGACAUUGGAUGCUUGGGGUAAAUUUCCUAGUGGAAUAAUGCAAGGAAAUAUCUAUUGGAUUGGUUCAGUAUAUGAAUGUGCACAUCAUUUACGUGGUUUAAAUAAUAGUGUUGUUGAACAACCAUUUCGAACACGUACAUGUGUUAUUGGUAAUGGUUAUUCAAAUACUGUUCGACCAAUCUAUGGUAUUUGUGUACCUCAAAGUUGUGAUUCAAAUGAUAUUACGAAUAAUAUUAAUAAACAUAUUAUUAGAAUUCCAUUUAUUGAUCAAUUUAUUCCUUUAACAAAUGAUAGUGUUCACUGUAUUGAUCAACGUUCAUAUGAUACAAAAGCAAUUUUUACAAUUGUACUUUUAACUUUAAUUGCUUUUCUUAUACUUGCUGCUACCGGAAUGCAUAUUGCAUAUGGUCAUAAAAGUGAUUUAAAAAUAGAUGAUACACUUACGACAACUUAUGAACCAAUAUUGGGUCAAACAACAGCAGCAACUGAACCAUUAAUAACAACAAAUCUUGUAACUACAACAACAAUUACUACAUCCCAAACAGAAUAUCCAGUCAAUGAACAUGAUGAAGCUACACCAUUGAUUUCUCGACCUCGACAAGCUGUUGAUUCAGUGGCACAACAUUUUAUUAAUUGUUGUUCAUUAAUUAGUAAUUAUCGUAUAUUAAAACGUGAAAAUCAACCAAAAACUCUUGCUUGUUUAAAUGGUAUUCGUAUUCUUUCACUUUGGUGGAUAAUUCUUGGUCAUACAUUUUUGUUUGCGGCUUAUUAUUCGGAUAAUGUAAUAACUAUUUUCAAUUGGUCACGUCAAUUUUGGUUUCAAUUAAUUAUACAAGCAGUAUUUAGUAUUGAUACAUUUUUUGUCUUAAGUGGUUUACUUACUACAUUCAUAUUUUUUAUAUCGAAAAGUGAAAAUGAAAGAUUUUCAACAAUAAAAUUUCUUCUUAAUCAUUAUAUUUAUCGUUAUUUAAGAUAUACAAUCUUUUAUGCUUUAAUUCUACUUAUCCAUAUUACUCUUUCACCAUAUCUUGGUCAAUAUGGUCCUGUUUAUCCAAUUGAUGGUAGUGAAACAUUAACAUGUCGACGAACUUGGUGGCGUAAUUUACUUUAUAUAAAUAAUUUUUUUGAUAUACGUGAUGGUUGUAUGGCGAUAACAUGGUUUUUGGCAGUAAAUAUGCAAUUUCAUUGGAUUGCACCAUUGUUUUUACUGACUGUUGCAUGGAAUUGGAUUUUUGGAAUGCUCGUAGCCACUGCUUUUAUCCUAGUCGAUAUCAUAACAACUGCAGUAAUUGUAUCAAAAAAUAAUUAUGAUCAUGGAAUUUUAAGUGAUUUAUAUUCAAAUGGAUCACAUUGGUCAAAUACAAGUCAUAAUUAUAUGAAUGAUGUUUAUAUUAAACCAUGGUGUCGUAUAGCUCCAUAUGCUAUUGGUUUAGUACUUGGUUAUGCUGUUUAUGAAAUGUAUAAGCGUUCGAAUACAGUUUCAUGGGAAUCACUUUUACCACAACGAAGAUUAACUCGAGCGAAUCGAAUAAAACAAAUUCUAGCUUGGAUAUUUGCUUUGUUUAUUUUAGCACUGUGUAUUUUUGGUACAUAUGGAGAUUAUAGUGGACAUUCAUUAAAUCGAUCAGAACGUAUUGCAUUUCUUACUUUAUCAAGACUUGGAUGGGCUAUCGGAUUAAGUAUAAUUAUUAUAGCUUGUUUUACUGGACACGGAGGAAUAGUCAAUAAAUUACUUAGUCAUUCGUUCUUUGAUUCAUUGGCAAAAUUAACUUAUGGUGCUUAUCUUUGGCAUGCAUUAGUUAUUUUUGUCAAUUAUUUAAGUCGUGAUCAACCUACACAUUAUACAGUGGCUAAUAUUUUGUACAAUUCUAUUAUUCAUAUAAUCAUUGCCUAUAUUUUGUCAUUCUUUACUUUUCUUCUUAUUGAAUUACCAAUAAUACGAUUAUUAAAAAAUGCUUUCAAACGUCCAACACUUUCAUCAUAA
This is a messenger RNA of Rotaria sp. Silwood2, 2265 nucleotides long. The record is from the annotation of a GenBank genome assembly. Lineage: Eukaryota; Metazoa; Rotifera; Eurotatoria; Philodinida; Philodinidae.